AUGUCCUUUGCAUUCGGCUUCACAUCCGACGACAUCUCGGACGACGAGGUUGAUAUUGACCAAAGGCAACCGACCAAAACGGAAAAUGAGGCCAGUGCUAUCCUGGCCGCCGUGGAGCUGAUCACACCUUCAUUUGUCGAUCUCAGUGACAUUCUCAGCUCUUUAAGGAAUAUCAGAAUAACCUUCGAUGAAUACGUGACGCCCGGUGGCAUCACUGUAUACCGAAGACAGGUUUAUGAUAUCAAACACCAGAUCAUGGUUGAAGAGGAUGAUGUCUCUUCCAAUGCAAUCCAUGACAUUUUGAUGGGAACCUCCGACGAGCUAGAUUUGAAGAAGAACGUAUAUGAGGGUGGCUUCAAACUGUGGGAAUGUUCUUAUGAUCUAGUCGAUGCUGUUCUGAGAUAUUCAGAGUCUGGAGAAUUCAACUCGUUGAAGUGCUAUCUCGAACUUGGGUGUGGAACGUCUCUUCCAACCUGCUACCUAUUGUCAAAAUUGCUCUCAUCUAGUGCUGAAUCGUCAAUCAAGAAGGUCAUUAUCUCUGAUUUCAACCUUGAGGUCCUACGGUUGGUGAGUAUCCCAAACAUCAUCAUCUCUUGGGCGAUGACCCUCUCACCUGAAGAGCUCAGUACAGUUGAAGACAAGAAUAUCCCUCUCAACAACGACGAAUUGAUUUUGACUCCCGCCCUUCUUUCAAAAUUCCAAGAACAAUUAGAGAUAAAGAAUAUCGAAUUGCUUUUGGUACACGGCUCAUGGGGAGCUAAGUUUUGCGACUUAUUAAUCCCCCAGCAACCAGAUUUCAUCCUCACGUCCGAGACCAUCUAUUCAUUAGAAUCUUUGCCUAUUGUUUUGGAAAUUUUGCUCCUUCUCCUAGAGAACAAGCCAGCUUACCUCGCUCUCGUUGCUGCGAAGGAGUACUACUUUGGGGUUGGUGGAUCUAUUGUCGAGUUCAUGCAAAAAUUACUAUAUAAAAAGCCAUCAUCAAUGGCAGUAGACACAAUUGGGAACAACUUGGGCCAGUUGAAGAGAGACAUAGUCAGAAUGGCCCCAGCAAAGUAA
Australozyma saopauloensis is the source of this 1056-nucleotide messenger RNA. RefSeq lists its product as uncharacterized. Gene Ontology annotation, biological process: peptidyl-histidine methylation, to form tele-methylhistidine. Gene Ontology annotation, molecular function: protein-L-histidine N-tele-methyltransferase activity. The transcript has a single exon. The coding region runs from base 1 to 1056 and encodes 351 amino acids. NCBI's taxonomy places the organism in Eukaryota, Fungi, Ascomycota, Pichiomycetes, Serinales, Metschnikowiaceae. The record is from RefSeq and is a predicted model, not a curated record.